UUGACGGCGGUACGGUGUACUAUCGACUGUGAUCGAGUGUGAUCGUGUUCAAGUGCUUGUGAAACCGAGUGCCGAGAAGAAGUGCAGAAUUUGUGCCAAUUAAACAAAGUUCAGCUCCAAUGCUUCGUUGAGGUGAAAGCAUCAGAAUGAGUCUUCUGCCAUAUAAGCGGCUGACCAUUGUCGGUGUCUGGCUGGUGCUGGCAGCGACCGCUGCGAUCCGAAUCGAACGUCAGCCCGAACCGGUCAGCUUUGUGCGUAGCAGCGUGGAACGGAUACCGCCGCACGGGUUCGAAAAGCAGGUGGCGGACGCAGCAAGCCAUGACUUUGGCAGUGAAUCAUUACCGCUGCGCAGUGCCGUCGAGAGUGUUCCAGCGAACCUCGUCGAUGAGCGGCUCCCGCUACGUGAUGCCGUCGAGUUUCGCAUCCUGGACAUGGAUCAGGAAAUUGAAGACACCGUCAGCAGGGUGAAAGGGGUAGUGAACAAGCAGAAGAUCAAGCUGGUCCCCGUUGACACGUCGGAGGUGGAGAGCUUCCGUGUGUUUCCGUUCCAGGAUCGGUAUGCGGCGUACGUAAUUCCUUCCAAGCCCGCCAAUCAACCCAUGCCAUAUCGGGCUGGGUCACCGUAUCAGCAGCUGCUAAGCAGCAAGGAUGUGGCAAUGGUUCAAAGUGCACAGAAUAGUAAGCUGUUGGCUGCACAGAAAGCGGCACCGAGCGAGUACAAGGUGCUGUGCCACAUGACCAACUGGGGCUUCUAUCGGAAGGGUGAGGCACAGUUUGUGCCGGAAAAUCUGGACCCGGGGCUGUGUACGCACAUAGUCUAUUCGUUCGCCACGCUAGAUCCGGCAACGCUGACGAUGAAAGAGUUUGACAGUUGGGCGGACAUUGAUAACAAUAUGUACCAACGUACCGUGACAGCCGCUGGUGAUGUCCCAGUGCUGCUUGGCCUAGGCGGCUGGACCGAUUCAGUGGGCAACAAGUACUCCGAGAUGGUUGGAUCCGCCGCCAAUCGGCAGAACUUUAUCACCAAUGCGAUAGUGUUCCUCAAAAGGCAUCACUUCGCUGGUCUGCACAUGGACUGGAACUAUCCCGUCUGCUGGCAGAGUGAUUGUUCCAAGGGCUCGGAUAGCGACAAGACUAACUUCAGCAAGCUGAUCCAAGAGCUGCGAAAGGCUUUUGCUGCAGAAGGACUUUUGAUAAGUACGAGCAUCUCCGGCUACAAGGAAGUGCUGAUGGUGGCGUACGAUGUGGCCGAGCUUACGAAGUACGUCGAUUUUAUGGCCGUCAUGACGUACGACUAUCAUGGCUCUUGGGAGGAACAGACUGGGCAUGUAAGCCCGCUUUAUGGUAAUUCUUACGACAAGUAUCCACAGUACAACACCGACUACACGAUGCAGCUGCUAGUUAAGAUGGGUGCAGAUCGAAGCAAGUUAAUCGUUGGCGUUCCUUUCUAUGGGCAAACGUUCACGCUGGCACAAACUACGCGAGCUACACCGGGCGAGGGUAGUCCAAGUAUUGGCCCGGGAACAGCCGGCGAUGACACGAGACAGCCAGGUAUGUUGGCGUAUUAUGAAAUUUGUCAACGCGUUCGCAAGCAGAAAUGGAAAGUUGGGAGAGAUAAUUCAAUGAAGUCGGGUCCGUACGCAACGAAUGGUGAUCAGUGGGUCGGUUACGAUGAUCCCGUGUCGGUCACGGCAAAGGCACGCUAUGUGAUGAAGUCUGGCUUUGGUGGAAUUGCCGCGUGGACGAUCGAUUUGGAUGAUUAUCAAAAUCGAUGCUGUGAGGAACGGUUCCCUGUGCUGCGUGCGAUCAAUAGAGCACUUGGGCGGCUUGAUACACCCGCUCCGGCCGGGAUGGAUUGUUCGCGUCCUACGCAACCGGCUACUCCGAAACCGGCCGAAAUGACAUUUAGCCCGGAUAGUGGAAUUCCGAGUACAACGUCAACACCGGCACACUCACACACCACGUGGCCAUCGUGGACGCCGGAAACAACGUCUACAACUAGGAGAACUACGACUGCACAGCCCUCAACUACUACUUCUAGAGCAACGACUACCACCACAACAACUACAACUACCACAACCACUCCAAGAACGACCAGAAGAACGACUCCUUCGACAACGACCUACAGCCCAACGACAACUACCGGUACGACCAUCCCCGUACCCGGACUGGUAAUGCCCGAGCUCAGCAAUGCGGAAAGCUGCGAAGGCAAUCAGUACAAGGCCCAUCCGACCAACUGUAACUCGUACUACCGUUGCGUGCUGUCCGAGUUCAAGCAGCAGUUCUGUGCCGGUGGACUUCACUGGAAUGAUGCGGCAAAGCUAUGCGAUUGGCCUGCAUCAGCCAGGUGUGAAAUGGACGAGGGAACACAGGGACCAGAUACCACAACCACCACCACAACAACUCCAAAACCAACGAGAACCUCUUCCAGACGUACAACUACGUCCAGAACGACCACUCCGACCACCACUACCACCAUCACCACCCCAGAACCGAUGACAUCCCGUCCCACUCGCAGGAAGACGACGCUCGCUUCGAACACUCCCACCCAGAGACCCACCAAAAAGCCAGCCACAACGACGAAAAAACCUGUCAGUCGUCCCGCAGAACCCUGCACCAAUGGCGAGUACUAUCCGCACAAGUCCUGUGACAGUUUCUACAUCUGCGUGAACGAAAAGAAGGUAGCGCAACAGUGUGGUCCGGGCUUGUACUGGAGCCAAACGGACAAGAGCUGCGAUUGGGAGGAAAACGUGAAUUGUGUAAGCAAUGAGCAGUACUUCCGCCUUCUCACGACAACAUUCGGCGCGCUGAAGGCACUGUCGGAGGAUGAUCCGUGUGAUGGGAACUCGCACGUCCCUUAUCCGGGCGAUUGCAGCCAGUACCUGGUGUGCAACUGGGGCCGUCUGGAGGCGGCCAGCUGUGCCGAUGGGUUGCACUGGAAUCAGCAGCUGAAGAUCUGCGACUGGCCAGCAAGUGCCAAGUGCUCGCAGGGUGGCAUCCCCGAGAGUACGGAAAACAUUUCCGACGAGAACAACGCCUGGCAGGGUUCGGACAUUGAUGGACCGCAGCACGUGAUGUCUACGACGGAGAGGAGGACUACAACCACUACAAUGCGCACUACGGUCGCACCGUCGACACCACCACCUGUGCUAGAACCCCUGUCGGGGCACUACAAAAUGGUGUGCUACUUCACCAACUGGGCCUGGUACAGGAAGGGUUACGGCAAGUACACCCCGGACCACAUACGGACCGAUCUUUGCACGCACAUCGUGUACGGGUUUGCGGUGCUGGACUACUCAACGCUCACGAUCAAAACGCACGACUCGUGGGCGGACAUUGAUAACAAAUUCUACGCACGUGUGGUGGCCGCCAAAGAGAAGGGCGUGAAGGUAACGCUUGCGAUCGGUGGGUGGAACGAUUCGGCGGGCGAUAAGUACAGUCGGUUGGUGAGGAGUGCGGCGGCACGAUCGAAGUUUGUCCAGCAUGUGGUGGGCUUUUUGGAGAAGUAUGGAUUCGAGGGGCUGGAUUUGGACUGGGAGUAUCCCGUGUGCUGGCAGGUUGAUUGUAAGAAGGGAUAUGCGGAUGAGAAGGAAGGAUUUACCGAGCUUGUGCGGGAACUUUCGGAAGCGUUCCGUCCUCGGGACUGGUUGCUUUCGGCGGCUGUAUCUCCGAGCAAAACGGUCAUCGAUGCUGGCUACGAUGUUGCUGCCUUGGCGCAGUAUUUCGACUGGAUCGCAGUCAUGACGUACGAUUUCCAUGGCCAGUGGGACAAGCAGACGGGACACGUUGCACCGCUGUACUACCAUCCGGACGAUGAGAUUGAUUUCUUCAAUGCGAACUACUCGAUCAAUUACUGGAUCGAGAAGGGAGCACCACCACGCAAGCUGGUCAUGGGUAUGCCACUGUAUGGGCAGUCGUUCCAGCUGGCUGACACGAAGAAGAAUGGACUCAACGCGAAGGCUCCCGGGCCGGGUCAGGCUGGGGAAUUUACCCGAGCGGCAGGAUUUUUAGCUUACUACGAGAUCUGCGAUCGCAUACAAAACAAAGGAUGGACGGUGGUACAGGACGAUCUCCAGAGAAUGGGCCCGUACGCUUACAAGGGCAAUCAAUGGGUGUCGUUCGAUGAUAAGGAAUCGUUGCUGCGAAAGGUACAGUUCAUCCGUGCGAUGGACCUUGGUGGAGGUAUGAUUUGGGCCCUCGAUCUGGACGACUUCAAGGAUCGAUGUGGACAGGGCAGUCACCCGUUGUUGACUGCCAUCCGAGAAGGACUGCGAGAGCCGUACAAUUCGAAUGAUGUUCUUCCUACGAUCGUAAAAGAACCAAUGGCAAAUGAAAAUCUCGCCUUGAGUACGGAGUCCCCCAGCACCAACAGUAAUUCUUCUCCAGAAAAGCAGCAACCUGCAUCCAACGAAAGCACCGAAGUGGAUGAAAACUCUGUCGAUUCCGAUGAGUACAAAGUGGUCUGUUAUUUCACCAACUGGGCCUGGUACAGGCAGGGUAAUGGCAAAUAUCUCCCAGAAGAUAUCGAUCCCGAUCUGUGUACGCACAUCGUGUACGGGUUUGCGGUGCUCGAUCGCGAAGGGCUAACGAUCAAACCGCACGACUCGUGGGCUGACAUCGACAAUCGCUUCUACGAGCGUGUGGUGGAGCUAAAGAAGAAGGGCAAGAAAGUGACGGUCGCGAUUGGCGGAUGGAAUGAUUCGGCGGGCGACAAGUACAGCCGGCUGGUGAGGAGCGCUCAGGCAAGGAAGCGUUUCAUCGACAAUGUGAUGCAGUUUAUCGAAAAGUAUGGUUUCGAUGGGCUCGAUCUGGAUUGGGAGUAUCCGGUGUGCUGGCAGGUGGACUGUAAGAAGGGUUAUGCGGAUGAAAAGGAAGGCUUUGCAAGCUUGGUGGUGGAGUUGGCGACGGCUUUUAAACCGUACGGGUAUCUGCUAUCGUCGGCGGUGUCCCCGAGUAAGAAGGUUAUCGAUGCCGGGUAUGAUGUGCGGACGUUGUCUGACUACAUGGACUGGAUCGCGGUGAUGACGUACGAUUAUCAUGGCCAGUGGGAUAAGCAAACGGGGCAUGUUGCACCAAUGUACGAACAUCCGGACGAUGUUGAUACAACGUUCAAUGCGAACUUUACCAUUCACUACUGGAUCGAGCAAGGGGCGGACCCAAGAAAACUGGUCAUGGGUAUGCCAAUGUACGGGCAGUCGUUCUCACUGGCGAACGUGAAUGCGAAUGGGUUGAACGAGAAAACGUAUGGAGGUGGAGAGGCGGGCGAUCAGACGCGUGCCAGAGGGUUCUUGUCGUACUAUGAGAUCUGUUCUAACAUCAACAAGAAGAACUGGAACGUGGUACGUGAUCGCAAGGGACGUAUGGGCCCGUACGCCUACAAAGGUGAUCAGUGGGUUUCGUUUGACGAUCAGUACAUGAUACGCCACAAGAGUGAGUACGUGAAGGCAAUGGGUCUGGGUGGAGCUAUGAUUUGGGCACUGGAUUUGGAUGACUUCCGAAACAUCUGUGGAUGUGAAGAGUACCCGCUAUUGCGUACAAUCAACCGAGUGUUGCGAAACUAUCCUGGACCUGGACCAAAGUGUAUACUAGGCUCAACUAAACCGUCGCCAGAUCGUCCCACUACAGCUAUGACUACUACUACCACCAGAAGUACUACAAGAAGACCUACAACAACGGUUAGAACUACAACUACUGCCACCACUUCUACCACACCCAGAGCAGUAUCGACAACAAGGCAAACGACGCGUCGAACUACUACUAGAUUUAGUACUACUAGCAGACCGACAACGCCAUCAAUUGAUGAUCUUGACUCUAAUCAAUCGAGCAGCAAAUGCGAUGGACGGUUGUUCAUUCCGCAUGAGUCUGAUUGUUCAAAGUACUACAUCUGUCAGCAUGGCAAACGCUACGAGCAAAGAUGCCCCACCAACACAGCCUGGAACAAUGGAUAUUGCGAUUGGGAGGAGAAUACUAAUUGUAAAAAUAAACAAGGUCCUGUAACAUCGGCCCCUUCAACUACAGAGGACGGCAGCUGGAUGACUUCCACUAGUCGACCCACUACUACAACAACGCCGCGACGAACCACUACUUCAACCACUCAGCGUACUACAACGUCUACUACGAGGCGUCCAACCGCUAGACCUUCGACGACCAGUCCCACAACGAUGAAACCGUUACCACCGCCCGCUGAAAUCCCCCCAGGUGGCAGCAGUGACUACAAGGUGGUGUGCUACUUCACCAACUGGGCCUGGUACCGGCAGGGUGAUGGCAAGUACACGCCCGACGAUAUCGAUAGCACGCUGUGCACCCACAUUGUGUACGGAUUUGCGGUGCUCGAUCGUGAAACACUUACGAUCAAGACGCACGAUUCGUGGGCUGAUAUAGACAACAGGUUCUACGAGCGGGUGGUCGAGCAAAAGCGCAAUGGUGCGAAGGUAACGCUUGCGCUGGGCGGUUGGAACGAUUCCCUCGGCGAUAAGUACAGCAAGCUGGUGCGUGAUGCUGCCGCUCGUGCUAGGUUUGUGAAGCAUGCGGUUGAGUUUAUCGAGAAGUACGACUUUGAUGGGCUGGAUUUGGACUGGGAGUAUCCGGUGUGCUGGCAGGUCGACUGUCAGAAGGGAUACCCGGACGAGAAGGAAGGCUUUGCGAAGCUGGUCCAGGAGCUUGCGGUCGCGUUCCGGCCCAGAAGUUGGUUGCUUUCGGCGGCCGUCUCACCAAGCAAGAUGGUGAUCGAUGCCGGGUACGAUGUGCCAGUAUUGGCGGAAUAUUUCGACUGGAUUGCGGUCAUGACGUACGAUUUCCACGGUAACUGGAACAAACAAACGGGUCACGUUGCACCGCUGUACUACUACCCAGGCGAUACGUACGACUACUUUAACGCGAACUUCUCCAUCAACUAUUGGAUCGAAAAGGGAGCACCGUCGCGAAAGUUGGUCAUGGGCAUGCCACUGUACGGGCAAUCGUUUUCGCUGGCCGAUACGAAGCGAAAUGGGUUGAACGAGAAGUCGUACGGACCGGGUGAGGCGGGUGAGUUUACCCGGGCAGGUGGCUUCCUGUCGUUCUACGAGAUAUGCGACAAGGUGAACCGUCAGGGCUGGACUGUACGGCGGGAUCCGGAGGGAAGGAUUGGCCCUUACGCGUACAGCGGAAGCCAGUGGGUGUCGUACGACGAUGUUGAUGAGAUUCGGCGAAAGUCACAGUUUGUCAAGCGGAUGAAUCUGGGCGGUGGUAUGGUUUGGGCGUUGGAUUUGGACGACUUUAGGGGCCGAUGUGGCUGCGGUACUCAUCCACUGUUGCGCACCAUGAACUUGGAGCUGGGACGGAUCAGCACACAGGCGCCGGAGAAUUGUACGUAGAGUGUAGGAGGGGAGUGUAGAGUUUAAUAAUAAUGAGUGUAACGAUGUGAAACUAAGUUUUGUGUACUAAAAUUGAUUAAUUGAAUAAAAUUCAGUAGAAUCAAUUCUGCUUAAUCCAAGUA
This is a messenger RNA of Anopheles gambiae (African malaria mosquito), 7474 nucleotides long. RefSeq names its product probable chitinase 10. Gene Ontology annotation, biological process: chitin catabolic process; carbohydrate metabolic process. Gene Ontology annotation, cellular component: extracellular region. The record is from RefSeq and is a predicted model, not a curated record. Gene Ontology annotation, molecular function: chitin binding; chitinase activity. The coding region runs from base 147 to 7352 and encodes 2401 amino acids. The transcript is spliced from 10 exons. Lineage: Eukaryota; Metazoa; Arthropoda; Insecta; Diptera; Culicidae.